This is a messenger RNA of Paraglomus occultum, 234 nucleotides long. The record is from the annotation of a GenBank genome assembly. Lineage: Eukaryota; Fungi; Glomeromycota; Glomeromycetes; Paraglomerales; Paraglomeraceae.
AUGACGGCAAUAAAAAAAGUGAUUGAUUCAUCUUUGAUAUUGUUCGUCGCUCUCAUUGCCCUACUCUUUACAUCAACAUCAUCGUUGCCUGUGCCAGGUUUGCAUCAAAGGCAAAUUUCACCGCCCUCACUGUCAUCCACACUAUCAUCCACACCGUCAUCCACGCCGCCAUCCACACCAUCAACAACACCGUCAUCCACACCAUCAACAACACCAGCGACAGCGCGAAUAUCA